Cynara cardunculus var. scolymus (artichoke) is the source of this 658-nucleotide messenger RNA. RefSeq lists its product as uncharacterized. The record is from RefSeq and is a predicted model, not a curated record. Lineage: Eukaryota; Viridiplantae; Streptophyta; Magnoliopsida; Asterales; Asteraceae. Gene Ontology annotation, cellular component: chloroplast. Bases 19 to 531 code for a protein of 170 amino acids. The transcript has a single exon.
CCACUCAAAGUCAAAAAAAUGAACUCUUCCAUUCUCCCAUUCACCAAAUCCAUAACCACCCAUAUCUUCACUUCUCAGAAGCACCACCACCACCACCUCCACCGCCAACCACCCACCCUCCUCCCAAUCAGAACCAGCAGCAGUGACAACACCACCGCCACGACCACCGACGACAACCCAUCACCGCCAUCGGACAAGAAUGCAGUUCAGAUCAAAUUCCGAAGAGGGGUGAGGAGGAAAACGCGAAGAGAUCAAGAAAACGAAUCGAACGAUAAGAACAUGAUGAUGGGGAGGAAGAAAGAAGUGGCGAAAAAGGAAUGGGAAGACAUGACAGUAAGAGAAAAGGCAUUGGAAUUGUAUGUAGGAGAAAAGGGUUUGUUGUUUUGGAUAAACAAAUUUGCAUAUGCUUCCAUUUACAUCAUAAUUGGAGCUUGGAUCUUGUUUAGGUUUGUUGGUCCUGCCCUCAAUCUUUAUCAGCUGGAUGCUCCUCCAUUAUCCCCUACUGAUGUACUCAAAGGCUCUCCCAAAUAAAACCACAUUAAUUUACCUGUAUCUCUCUCUCUCUGGUGGGAUAUACUGGGUUUGUUUAGUAUCAGCAAUCAGUUGUAUCAGACAGUAAUACAAAAGUUUCCCAAUAUUUCUUAUCUUAUUUGUGUUA